AUGGUUGAAGCAAAGCCUAAAACCGAGAAGGAGCUGAAGAAGGAAGCUGAAAAAGCUGCCAAGUUAGCUAAGUUUGAGGAAAAACAAAAGAAGUUAGCGGAGAAGAAAGCUCAAGAGAGUCUCAAGCCAAAAGAGGAUAAGCCGAAAAAGGAAGCUAAGAAGAAAGAAAUCUUAGAAUAUGUAUCCGACAUUGCUCUCGGCGAGAAAAAAGAUGUUAGUGGCGAGAUGCCUUCUGCUUACAGCCCUAAGUAUGUAGAAGCCGCUUGGUACGAAUGGUGGGAGAAGCAAGGGUUCUUUAAACCCGAAUAUGGUGGCAGAGACUUGAAGAAGCCAAAUCCUAAAGGAAACUUCACUCUUUGUAUUCCUCCUCCAAAUGUUACUGGCUCUCUUCAUGUAGGUCAUGCUUUGGCUACAUCAGUGGAGGAUUGUAUGAGCAGAUUCAAUAGAAUGAAAGGGAAAACUACUCUUUUCAACCCAGGAUGCGAUCAUGCAGGAAUUGCUACCCAGGUUGUUGUUGAAAAACGACUUCAACGUGAACAAGGAUUGUCUCGUCAUGAUCUUGGCCGUGAUCGUUUUAUCCAAGAAGUUUGGAGAUGGAAGAAUGAGAAAGGAGAUGUUAUUUAUGAUCAGCUCCGACGAAUGGGUGCGUCUGUUGAUUGGGAUCGCGCUGUAUUCAUGAUGGAUCCCAAAAUGAUGAGAGCUGUAACAGAGGCAUUCGUAAGAAUGCAUGAAAGUGGAACUAUAUAUAGAAGUAACCGGCUCGUAAAUUGGAGUUGUGCACUACGCAGUGCUAUUUCUGAUAUCGAAGUAGACAAGAAGGAGUUAACUGGACGCACUCUUCUGCCUGUGCCUGGUUAUGAUGAAAAAAUUGAAUUUGGUGUCAUCCUCUCCUUCGCCUAUAAAAUCAAGAACAGUGAUGAAGAAGUCAUUGUAUCAACCACUCGUAUUGAAACCAUGUUAGGAGAUUCUGCUAUUGCCGUUCAUCCCGAAGAUGAGAGAUACAAGCAUCUCGUCGGAAAAACUUGUGUUCAUCCUUUCGUGGAUCGGGAAUUACCCAUUGUUGCCGAUGCGUUUGUUGAGAGAGAUUUUGGUACUGGUGCUGUGAAAAUCACUCCUGCUCAUGACCACAAUGAUUACGAGGUUGGGCAACGCCACAAUCUACCAUUUAUCACUUGCAUAACGGAUGAUGGCUUGAUAAGUAAAAACUGUGGACAGUUCUCCGGAAUGAAACGCUUUGACGCAAGAAGAGCUGUUACUGAAGCACUUAAAGAAAAAGGUCUGUACAGAGACAAGAAGGACAAUGCUAUGGUUGUCCCUGUAUGCAGUCGUUCAAAAGAUAUCAUUGAACCGAUUCUCAAGGCUCAGUGGUAUGUGAAAUGUGACCACAUGGCCGCCAAAGCCAUGAAGGCUGUUGAAGAUGGAGAACUGAAAAUAAUUCCUGAGUUCCAAGUUGCUACCUGGAAUAGAUGGCUUCAGAGCAGUCGUGAUUGGUGUGUUUCACGUCAGUUAUGGUGGGGUCACAGAAUACCUGCUUACUUUAUCACGAUUAAUGAUGGAAAGACUGAAGCUGGAGAUCCUUGUGACGACAAAUACUGGGUUUCAGCUCACACUGAAGAAGAAGCUCUCCAAAAAGCUGCUAAGAAGUUUAAUGUUGACCCGAAAAUAGUAACACUCAAAUGGGAUGAGGAUGUGUUGGAUACAUGGUUCUCUUCUGGCAUGUGGCCUUUCGCCAUUUUCGGAUGGCCUAACGAAACAUUAGAUCUAUCAGCGUUCUUCCCCGGGCACAUGCUAGAGACCGGUGGAGAUAUUCUCUUCUUCUGGGUAGCUCGUAUGGUUUUCAUGAGUCAAGAGCUCACUGGAAAGAUUCCAUUCAAGGAGGUAUACUUGCACCCUGUUGUGCGUGAUGCUCAUGGACGAAAAAUGUCGAAAUCUCUUGGAAAUGUCAUCGAUCCUCUCGAUGUUAUUCGAGGAAUAUCCUUGGCUGAUCUUAAUAAACAACUGUUAAAUGGAAAUCUUGAUCCUAAGGAAAUUGCUGUUGCUCAAGCUGGUCAAGCUAGAGAUUACCCUCAAGGAAUUCCAGAAUGUGGAACUGAUGCUCUGCGAUUUGCUCUCCUGGCUUACUCUAGUCAAGCUCGUGAUAUCAAUUUGGACGUUCUCAGAGUACAAGGAUAUCGUUUCUUCUGUAAUAAGAUUUGGCAAGCUGUUAAGUUCACUCUUAUGCAGUUAGGAGAAGGAUACAAAGCUUCAGCUGAGUUCAAGCUCAGUGGGAAAGAAUCUGCUAUCGAUAAAUGGAUCUUAUCUCGUUGUGGUUAUUGUGUCAACCAAUGUGAUACUGGGUUGGCUGAACACAACUUCACACAGGCUACAACGGCUACUUAUAACUUCUGGCUCUAUGAUUUAUGUGAUAUUUAUCUUGAGGCAAUAAAGCCUGUCAUAUUCACAGGAACUGAUGAGGCACGAGAUGCAGCCCGAGCUGUUCUUCUUCAUUGUGUUGAAACGGGUCUCCGUCUCGUUUCUCCAGUGAUGCCUUUCAUUUCCGAAGAGUUGUGGCAGAGAUUACCUCGCAAACAAGGGGAUGCUCCCUCAAUCGUUGUUGCUCCUUAUCCAGAGUCAUCAGAGUAUCAAUUAGUAGAUGAAAAGCUCGAAGCUCAAGUUGGCUUCGCCUUUGAUGCUGUGAAAACUAUUCGCUCUCUUCGCUCUGACUACGACCUUACAAACAGAUCUAAGGCUGAUAUUUAUCUUUCCGUUGCUGAUGAAGAAGAUGGCCAAACUCUCAAGGACCUUUCCAGUGUCAUAGCAACUCUCGCUUCAAGUAACAAGGUUUCUGUGAUCAAGCCAUCCGAACAACCUCCAACCGGUUGUGCCCAAGUUACUUUAUCUUCACGGUGCACAAUAUUCAUUUUACUGGAAGGUGUCAUCGACUUCAAAAAAGAAUUGGCUAAACUAGGAGAAAAAAUUUCCAAGAACGAACAAGCUGUUCAAAAAAUAACUGAGCUUGAAAAUGGGGCAGACUAUUCUAGCAAAGUUCCUCUUGGAGUACAAACCAGUAAUGCAGAGAAGAAAUCUGCUUUGGAAGGAGAAUUGAAGAACUUGCGCGCUGCGGUUGCUGCUCUUUCUCAAUAG
Auanema sp. JU1783 is the source of this 3123-nucleotide messenger RNA. The record is from the annotation of a GenBank genome assembly. NCBI's taxonomy places the organism in Eukaryota, Metazoa, Nematoda, Chromadorea, Rhabditida, Rhabditidae.